AUGGAGGUGCCGCCGGUUUGGACAGCCGCCCGGGUCCAGGAGGAUUUCAUCAACUACUUCGAGUCCAAGUCGCAGUCGCAGUCGCACACGCCAUGGCCGUCGAGCCUCGAGGUGCCCGUCUACGACCCCGCGAUCUUGUUCGCCAACGCCGGGAUGAACCAGUUCAAGCCGGUAUUAAUCCUCGGCACCGCCUCCCCCGAUUCGCAGCUUGGCCGCCUGCGCCGCGCCUGCAACACCCAGAAGCGCAUCCGCGCCGAAGCACAACGACCUCGACGACAUGGGGAAGGAGGAGGCCGCCGUCGGGUUAUGGAUCGGUAA
Molecule: messenger RNA, 318 nt
Organism: Triticum dicoccoides
Lineage: Eukaryota; Viridiplantae; Streptophyta; Magnoliopsida; Poales; Poaceae
Product: alanine--tRNA ligase-like
Exons: 2
Coding region: 1-318 (105 amino acids)
Biological process (GO): alanyl-tRNA aminoacylation
Cellular component (GO): mitochondrion; chloroplast
Molecular function (GO): ATP binding; aminoacyl-tRNA deacylase activity; alanine-tRNA ligase activity
Source: RefSeq, a predicted model, not a curated record